AUGAAGUUUUUUGCAUCCAACCAAGUCUCCAACCUUGAAGCUCCAGAUGACUACAAGUCUUGGUGUCAGUCCAUGUAUGCUUUGUUUGGAAACAAGUGGGCCUCAAUGCACUUGGGGCCAAUGUGGUCCUAUGAGUUAGAAAGGGAGCAUGUAUCAGUUACUAAUGAUUCUUCAUUAAGUUUAGAUAUCAUAAGCCAAGCAUUGCAAGAAACGUUUGGAGAUGACUCGGAUGUAGUAAGUAUGGAAAACCCAUUGCCUGUCCUGAAGAAUGUGCAAGAUACUAGCAUUGCUGACGAUGUGGUAAGGUCUGGAAGGACCAUAAAAGGAGACCCAUUAAAGGUACAUAAUAUUAAUGAGCAUCAAUGUGGCGAUAUUAAUGUUGUAUAUGGGUAUACAGUAUGCUGUAUCUAAAACAUCCAUGAGUGAGUACAUUACAAGAUAUUCAAAAAUAGUAAAAUACAGUUAGUAAUAUUAACUAAAUUCUCUCUCUCUCUCUACUAUUGAAGUAGCGGUAACUUUUCUCUCUCUCUCAUAGGCCAAGAUAAAUAUUGCUGGGCCAUCUUCACGUACAAUUCGAAGAAUGACUGAGGGCAAUGAUUAUAGCAAGGGCACUGAAAUUCAGGUAUAUUACGUAUGUUUGCUGAUCAACAACUUAUAUUAAUUUUGUUAUUACUGUACAUGCUAUAUGAUGGAUGUAUUUUAACAGACAUCUGCUUUGAAAUUUCUUCACAAUGCCUACCCAAAUGGAAGGUGGUGGUUGAAAGCUGAUGGUACUGACAUUCAAGAGGGACUCAGAGAAUCCAUGAGAAAUGAAUGGUCAGGUGAUGUAGAUUUAGGAGAUGGUAAGUUAGGAAUUAAGUAUUCCAAAUACUUAGAAUACCUUAAGCUUGUCCACAAUAUAGGGUUGAAGGAAAGGGCUUCCUCUGACAACAUCAAAGAAGACCUUCAACAGAUUUGUUCUAAGCUAUCCACAGAGAGUGAAUUCCUGACAAAUGGUCAUGCAGAUGCCAAAAAGGAUUACAAGAGCGUCCAGGAUAUGGCCAACUCUACAGAGAAAGCAUUGUUUGCAUGUGCGUGGAAUGUGGAAGAGUUCAGUGAGUUGCUGGAGAAGAAUGCGUACUUGUUGCAGUCUUUGAAAAACCUCAUAAGCAUCCUCGAAAGUGGAAACACCCAUUCUAUAAACAUCGGAACAACUCUGGUUAAUCUACGUAAAGAAUUACUGGAUUAUGUUAAAGGUACUAGUAAUUUUCAGGAAUGUUAUUGUAAAUAACUUGUUAUCCUUACUCAUAUGACAUGUCGUAACAAAUGUUGUGGACAGUUAUCGGAAAGUCCUUAAACACACUAGAUCAAUUUAAUGUUCUCUUAUAAAUACAUGUAUGUAUUAAUGUUUCAGGAAUUACCUCAAAGACACGAGUAGCAGCAUCUCACAUACUGAUAUUCAUGGUAAGUGAUGAAUUGAGAAAUUUCAAACCAUAUGCUAUUCCUGUUCGUGUUCUUAAGUACAGCAGUCUGACAGACAAGAAUGCACGAGACCUGAAGGAAGAAUUGAAAACUGCAAUGGAAGACAUUGGCAUGGUAACUGUGGGUAUGUACGAAUUAUGUGUACCGGUAUUUUUAAUGUUGUAUAGUUACCGUAUUCUCUCUAUUAAGCCCCCUCUAUAAUAAGCCCCCUCUCUAAUAAGCCACACCCUUUUAAGAGGAAUAAAUUUAUUAAACCCCUUUCUCUAUUAAACUUCCACCCCCAUUCAUAUGAAUAUACCACAUUGUACAUAACAUACGUUAUAAUACAUACUAUUAACACGUUAUAGUAUGAUACAAUUGUUAAAGAUGGAUUUCAUAAUAGAUGCUUGUGAAAAUUAUCUAAGAUUUUAUGGAUAACUAAAUAAGCCCCCCUCUCUAAUAAGCCCUCCUCAAUUUAUAUUAAAUAUUUUAUCCAAAAUGUAUAGUCAUGCUUAUUAUGUAUUUCAUUCAAAGGUUUUGUUACUGAUGGUGAGUUCAAUUCAUUGCGAACACAAGGUAAAGAUAGACCUGUCUCAUUCAGCUGAUUAUGGAUGCCAAGAAUGAAGCACGGGCGAUACCUGCCAAGGAGAUUGAGAAAUUCUUCAAGUCUGUCAAGAAGGGUAAUUAUGCUGUAGUAUUGUUGUAUCAUACCAUUAACAUAAUACCCUGUGGGAUACAGUAUAUACAAGAAACUGCCAUUUGCUGUUAGUAAUAGCUAUUGGAGCACGUACUAAGAUGUUAGAAGCGAAUCAUACAUGAUUAAACAUAGUGAGUUGUGGACGUUCUCUGGCUAAAAUAUGAAUUGAAAUACAAGCUUUCGACUGCCAGUCUGCAGUUACAAUGAACAAAAUUAUAUAUAGAGUGGUAUAGAAUACAGAUUUUUGAUCAAGAAAUUAUCAUAUUUAUAUCAUAUGUUAAACUCAUUUAGCUCAUUAGUAUAUGUACAAUAUAUACAUUAUUACUAAUUGGAAACCACUAUAUACAAAUUUUUUAUUGUAAAUUUCCGUCCGUUUACUGCAGACUGGCAGUCAAACGCUUGUGUUCUGUAUUCAAAUAAAUAUUUUAACUCAUGAUGCAGAACAACAUCUACUGUACAGCAACAACUCACAAAGUUCUUUGUGUUCUGUGAUUAACAGAAGGUGUAGUUUUGCCUGUGAAAGGUCACAAUGCUAUUCCGUUGGGAGAUGUUCAGUGGUUAGCAGAGUAUAUGAAUGGUGAACCCAAAGUAUCAUUUCUCAAUGCAAUCAGGAUACUUCGCAGAAAACACUUUCCGUUUUCUUAUGACCCACACCCUUGGGUUGCAGGUAAGGUAUCUACUGUACAGUAUGUAACAUAUGCCACAAACUAGAUUUACUGUUACUUCUGAAUCUCUCAACUUUACUCAUUUACAAUUUUAGCUACAAUAUCAUGAUUAAUCUCAAAUAAUUUACUUGUAAUAAAAUGUACAGUAAUUUUUUUUUCUGUUAUGUAAAGGUAAAACUGAGUCGAAAUCUGACUGUUUGAAAUCCCUUAUGGCGAUGUACCUCUUCAAGAAUAAAGUAAGUAUGUUCUGUGCACAAGGUGUUAACUUUCAGGAUUAUUUGUAUGUGCCAGAGGUAAGUGAACGCACAGGUGAACCUCAACAAGAGCGUGAAGACCACAACCAUGUGCUAAAGAGAAUAGCUGGCAGUUUGAGAAAGGGGCAUAUCCCGAAUGUGGAUCUUCAAGCAUUUGUCAAAGCUAUGAAUAAUGCAGAAACAGGUUUGACCUACACUGCAUUGACAGGUAAGAGAAAGCAGAGUGUGGGUGACGCCGAGAAAUUGUUGUCACCUGCAGUUGCUAAAUGGUUGAAAGCUAAUGGUUUCUUAAAUGAAGGUAGAUUUGUAGAGAUUGUAUCAAACUGGCACAAGGCAAGUGAUGGUCGUGGACUGACGGAAGCUGACCGUAAGAAGUACAACCUGGCGAUGUUGGAUUAUAUAUUGGAAGACUGGAUGCCAUGGUACAAGGAAGAAAGAGAUUAUUCAACAUUAGAUGUCAAUAGGUACAUGUGAUGCGCCCUUCUUUGUUCUUUUACUCUGUCUAAUGCCAGACAAUUUUAAUCAUCAAGGGGAGAUUCUUGUGCUUUAAUGAGUUAAUAGAGUUUUAUAAAAAUGCAAUAAUUUCAGUGCAUAUUGGACAUACUGUAAUGUACUGCACUGAAUUUAAUGUGCACUUCUGUUAAUAUAUAGACCUAUCAGAGGAAUUAGAGGAUUCACUAGAGAAGUUGUGGUUGCACUAACAACAAAUAUUGAAAGUCAGGUUUGUUUAUAAAUGUGCCUUACAAAUGUGUGGAGAAAUGUGCAGUCAUUUCAUAAUUAGGGACCGGUCAAUGUGCAGUCAUUUCAUAAUUAGGGACGUCAGGGUGGGCUGGAGGAAAAAGACCAGAAACGGUGCAAGUUUUCCAUGCCCCCCCCUCCCCAUAAGGUGUUAAUUUUUUGAUGACCCCCCCCCCUUCCAACCGACAAUUGUUUUCACAACCCCCCCCCAUUUAUUUUCACCAAGUCGUAUAAAUUUUCCCCCAAAAUGUUGUCGACGGGGGGGGGGAGGGGGGGGGAGGUAAAAAAAUUUUCCAGACAAACAUAAGCGGUCUAAAAAAUUUUCCAGACUAACAUAAGCAUAUUCAAAAUUUCUCCACCAACAUAAGCAACGCUUCCAAUUUCUUCAGCACAAACAUAACAAAAGUUUUAAAACUGUUAAAAUUGCAAAACAUUUCAUCAAAUGGUUUUGGUUGUGAUUAAGGCUUGAUAUUUGAAACUGGUCAACCUAAAAUAUUAAGAAUUACCACAAAUAAUUUUCACCUCCCCCCCCUUUCAUACUGAAAACACCUUAAAGGCCCCCCUAAUUUUCCUCCAGCCCCCCUGGUCCUCAAUUAAUGGACAGUCCCUUAUAGUAUAUUAUUGUUACAGGAGUUCAGACGGAGAUAUGGACUCGAAAAGGGGCUUCUUCCUGAACAUCCAAGAGCAGGAUCAACUGAUGAUGUUGAAGGCAUUUUUGCUUUCUUGCAUGGACUGCUUGGACCAAUUUUCGAUGAAAAGGAUUUUCAUGAUGCCUUCCCGAAAGUUAUUAGCGAGUACACCAAGAAAUGUGAUCCUGACUUGCCCUUUUACUACUACACUGGAUCCAAUGACAGAUAUAAUGACGGUUUAAUACAGUCAUUUAAUGUACCCUCGAGCAGUGGUGAAGAACGACUGGAUAGUGUAUCUAUUUCUAGACGAGCUGAUCCUGGGGUUUUUGUGACAAAUCGAGCUGUGAUUCCUCAGCGUGGACAACUCAGUGUUAGAACAGCCCAUUUUAAACCAGCAGAGAGCUUGCCACCGCCACCUGCUCCAUAGAAUACUGGU
Messenger RNA from Paramuricea clavata, 4859 nucleotides. Lineage: Eukaryota; Metazoa; Cnidaria; Anthozoa; Malacalcyonacea; Plexauridae. The record is from the annotation of a GenBank genome assembly.